UAAUUGACCGGAGACGUGCACAGACGGCAAACACACACCCAGAAUCACAACCAGCAGAAUCAUGCUAAGACAUUUGAGAAACGUUCCGAGGCUAACACGGAGUUCGCAAUGCCUACACCGUUUGGCCUCCACCACGCCCAGUUACUUGAUUGACCAGCCAGAGUACAGUUUCCUCAAGGAUUUGGGACUGGAACGUGAGAAUCCGGGUGUGUAUUCGGGCCAAUGGCAAGGACGUGGCUCUACAAUUGUCAGCCAUGAUCCGGGUACUGGUCAGCCCAUUGCCGCAGUGCGUCAGGCGAAUGUCCAGGAGUUGGAACAAACCAUCGGUCUGGGCGUUGAAGCCUACAAGCAAUGGCGUCAGGUGCCAGCCCCAGUCCGUGGCGAAAUUGUACGUCAAAUUGGCGAUGAGCUGCGAAAGUACAAAGAGCCGCUGGGUAAACUUGUCAGUUUGGAGGUUGGAAAAAUCCACAGCGAGGGUCAGGGAGAGGUUCAAGAGUUUAUCGACAUCUGUGACUAUGCGGUCGGCUUGUCCAGGAUCUAUGCUGGUCAGGUGAUUAAUUCGGAGCGUGCGGAUCAUACCAUUUUGGAGGCUUGGCGUCCCCUUGGCUUGGUUGGCGUGAUCUCCGCUUACAAUUUCCCCAAUGCUGUAUUUGGUUGGAAUGCGGCUAUUGCCUUGACCACCGGUAAUACUGUCCUGUGGAAAGGAGCACCUAGCACUCCCCUAGUUUCGGUGGCCACCACGAAAAUUGUUUCGGAAGUCUUGAGACGGAAUCAUUUGCCUCCUGUGAUCACGAUGUGCCAGGGCGGCACAGAUGUUGGUCAAUCUUUGGUGGCCGACAAGCGAGUUAAUCUUGUGUCCUUCACUGGCAGCUGUAACACUGGUCGCCAAGUGGGUGUCGCUGUGCAGGAGCGUUUUGGCAAAUCCAUUCUAGAACUGGGAGGCAACAAUGCCCUCUUGAUCGAUGAAUCGGCAAAUCUGAAAAUGGCCCUAGAUGCUGCACUCUUCGGCUGCAUUGGCACUAGUGGACAACGAUGCACCACUACGCGUAGAAUUAUUGUCCAUGAGAAGCUAUACGAUCAGUUUGUGGAUGCCCUGGUUGUGAAAUAUCAGCAACUGGUAUCGAGAAUUGGACACCAGUUGGAAUUGAAUACCCUAGUGGGUCCCGUGCACGCCCAGCAAAAUGUGGAAAACUUUAAGACCGCCAUCCAGGAUGCCAUCAAAGAGGGCGGCUCUCUGGCCUUCGGUGGCAAGGUUUUGUCCAGACCGGGUUACUAUGUGGAGCCAACAAUUGUCACCGGCUUGGCACACAAUUCACCAGUUGUGCAUCGCGAGACAUUUGCUCCCAUUGUAUACAUUUUGAAGGCAAAGACCUUGGACGAGGCCAUCGCAUGGAACAACGAAGUGGAGCAGGGACUCUCUUCGGCCAUUUUCACUGAGAGAAUUGAUCAGGCCUUCAAAUGGAUCGGUUCGCAGGGUUCCGAUUGUGGUAUUGUCAAUAUAAAUACAACCACCAAUGGUGCGGAAAUUGGUGGUGCUUUUGGCGGAGAGAAAGCCACCGGCGGUGGUCGUGAAUCUGGCUCCGAUGCCUGGAAACAAUAUUGUAAGCGAGCCACUAUUACAGUUAAUCAUUCGGGUCAGCUAGCCUGUGCCCAGGGUGUUGUCUUCAAUGUGGAAUAGAGGGAACGGGAGCUGAAAGUUUAAAUAAAUGUUAAACAAAGAUUUAAAAUCAAUAAGUUGAAGAGUAUAAUUACACAAAUAAACAAAACUAAUAAUAAAAUUUUAUAAAAAAAAAAAUCUACAAAAUAAGAUCAAAACGUUAAAAUGCAAUAACAAGUGCAUUUUCUCAAUAGUUUUUUCUAGCAUAGAUCUAAUAAAAUUGUCACCAAAAU
Drosophila willistoni is the source of this 1890-nucleotide messenger RNA. RefSeq names its product putative aldehyde dehydrogenase family 7 member A1 homolog (gene Aldh7A1). The transcript is spliced from 2 exons. Gene Ontology annotation, molecular function: aldehyde dehydrogenase (NAD+) activity. Lineage: Eukaryota; Metazoa; Arthropoda; Insecta; Diptera; Drosophilidae. The coding region runs from base 62 to 1678 and encodes 538 amino acids. The record is from RefSeq and is a predicted model, not a curated record.